This is a messenger RNA of Acanthosepion pharaonis, 543 nucleotides long. Lineage: Eukaryota; Metazoa; Mollusca; Cephalopoda; Sepiida; Sepiidae. The record is from the annotation of a GenBank genome assembly.
AUGGGCAGCGAUCACAGGGUACCGAUCGACCAAAUUCAUUCCUUCUCUUAUUGGGGCCUCGCACUAACAAUGGUCGUAAGCAUUCUUCCGUCUUCCUCGGCGGGCGUAACUUUUGCUCUCUCUCUCUCUCUCUCUCUCUCUCUCUCUCUCUCACACACAUUAUGCCUCUAUGUUUUUCUUUAUCCCUUUUCACCUUUUCCGUUUCUUCUCUCUCUCUCUCUCUCUCUCUCUAUCUAUCUAUCUAUCUAUCUAUAUCUAUAUAUAUAUAUAUAUAUAAGAAUGGUCGUGUCGAAGCAGACAUCUUCCUCCUCAUCUGUGAAAUCGAAAUCGUCCAAUUCAGUGGCGUCCGAAUCGUUCCCGAGACUCUCGGCUAAACUAGCGUCCUCGUUAUCACCAGAACAACGACUGUCAGUGUCGGUCGCGCCAUCCAUGUCGUUAAGAACAGGAAAAAAACCUCCAUCUACAGCCAUGGAAUUGCUGCUAUCACAACGGUCUACACCUGAGAAUCCAGCCUGGUCAACUUCCAUCCACGGCCUAUCAUAA